Messenger RNA from Triticum turgidum subsp. durum (durum wheat), 651 nucleotides. The record is from the annotation of a GenBank genome assembly. Lineage: Eukaryota; Viridiplantae; Streptophyta; Magnoliopsida; Poales; Poaceae.
AUGAGUAAGCUGCAGACCGACGCCCUCAAGGAGGCCAUCACCCAGGUGGUGGCGGACGCCAAGGAGAAGAACAGGAAGUUCACCGAGACCGUUGAGCUCCAGAUCGGCCUCAAGAACUAUGAUCCGCAAAAGGACAAGCGUUUCAGCGGCUCUGUCAAGCUGCCCCAUGUCCCUCGCCCCAAGAUGAGGGUCUGCAUGCUCGGUGACGCCCAGCAUGUGGGAGAGGCUGAAAAGAUUGGUCUUGAUUCCAUGGAUGUUGAAGCUCUUAAGAAGAUGAACAAGAACAAGAAGCUUGUCAAGAGGCUUGCCAAGAAGUACCAUGCUUUCUUGGCCUCAGAGGCUAUCAUCAAGCAGAUUCCACGUCUCCUUGGUCCUGGUCUCAACAAGGCAGGCAAGUUCCCGACUCUGGUUUCUCACCAGGAGUCUCUGGAAGCCAAGGUGAACGAGACGAAAGCCACAAUCAAGUUCCAGCUCAAGAAGGUGCUGUGCAUGGGCGUCGCGGUGGGCAACCUGUCGAUGGAGGAGAAGCAGAUCCAGCAGAACAUCCAGAUGAGCGUCAACUUCCUGGUUUCCCUGCUCAAGAAGAACUGGCAGAACGUGAGGUGCCUGUACAUCAAGAGCACCAUGGGGAAGCCGGUCCGUGUGUUCUAA